Molecule: messenger RNA, 20773 nt
Organism: Coregonus sp. 'balchen'
Lineage: Eukaryota; Metazoa; Chordata; Actinopteri; Salmoniformes; Salmonidae
Source: the annotation of a GenBank genome assembly
UCGAAGAUACGAUGUAUCUUUCUUGUGCGUCAGAAUCACUGGCUAUUGAAGGCUAUCCACUACAUAGGGUGUGAAUGAGAGAGCGUUCUAAAGAUACUCUGAUAAAUGCCAGGUAGUAAUGUCCUGUCAAAAAAUAAGAACGUUUAGCCAUGCGUUAUGGCAGACAAGUAAGUCAACGUCGCUUUGCAAAGUUUCUGUGGCUUCUUGUGGUAGCGUGGCAUCUAGAGGUCCGACCACCCAACUAGGAAAAUGCUGCGAAAAUGAACAAAGUUGUGGAUCAAAUUUAGGUAUCCAGCCUGCUGGGUCCACAGCCAUCCCAACUUCUCCAUCACCCGCAAAUCACAGACAAGUCGCGGGCAACAAACAGAAGGAGGUGUCGCCUACCUUGUCUGAAAGGGCAUUCACAGGACCCAAGAUUGACUCCAGGACUUACCUUUGGUCAAGAUAUAAUGAAAUGAAACGGCUUGUGCACGGUAAGAUGUUUUUAUGUCAUGUUAAAGUUUGCCUAAAAUAUGUUAGUUUUUUUGCCAACUGAAACUGUAUAAUCACUAACCUAUUUCCCUUUUUGUCAAUACAGUUUUUCCAUCCAUACCAGAUCGAUUGUUGGUUGUCAGAUGACAAAUGUUAGACUGCUGCCAUAUCAACUUGUAUUAUUGCUACAAUCUGGAAACCUUUCAACCUCGUUUGUCAUUUUUAGUAAUGAAGUUCCCCCCUUGAUUAGAAUAAGGUUGACUAAUAAACUAAUAUACCUAGUCUUUUAUAAUAACACCCCCCUCCCAUUCCAAUUAUUAUGUCUGUAAUAAACUUCGAUUUGAUGUUCCAACUGUGAGUGAAAUGUUCAUAACCUAAUGAAAUACAUAUCUUGCCAUUUUUAACUAAAGGCCCCUACUGCCCAAAAUUGUCAGGCCAGACUUCAGUUUACGCACACAAUGCAUUGAAGACGAAUCAUGAAGACUGCUCAUGGUAGAUUAGGUAUUUUGUUUAAAGUCCCCCCUCCUUUUCUGCAGAUCUGAUUCCUCCAGGUGUAUGUAACUUACUGAACCCCUCCACCAUCUAUGCCAACAAUGAGGUUGACUUGGACGAAGUGGACAUCUAUGGCUUUGAUUAUGACUAUACGCUCGCUCUGUACUCCAACACUCUUGAUACAAUGAUCUACAAUACAGCUCGAGAAUUCCUUGUCAAACACUACAAGGUUUGUUUGAUGGAAAUGCGACGCUGUUUGCCUCAAAUCCUCAUACAAAUGUUCAUGAUGCACAUUGUUUGUUUGAUUGAAUUAGUUAAAUUGUUACUUUUAACUCCCCUAACAGUAUCCAGAGGGCAUUUGCAAGUAUGACUAUAUUCCCAACUUCGCUACACGUGGUCUCCACUAUGACAUUCAGAAGGUAAGUGCUUUCAUUGGUGUAUGAAAGCUUAUAGUAUAAACAUUCAACAGGAAAAGUUAGAAAAUAGCUGGAAUAUUUUUAUUUUUUUUACUAGAGUGAAAUGGUAGUUGAGGUAAUACAAUUGUUUUUCAUGCAGGGACUGUUGAUGAAAAUAGAUGCUUUCCAUUACAUCCAGCUGGGGACUGUAUACAGGUGAGAUAAUUGCUGGGUGAAUAUAUGUAAAACGAAAGUUUUUUUCUAACAACAAUGCUAUGUCAUGGAUUAAAUACUGUAGUCAAGAGACCAUAGUGAGAGAGAUGUUAAUUCCCACAGGGGUCUGAAGCCUGUUCCAGAUGAGGAGGUUUUGGAGCUCUAUGGUGGAACUCACCAUGUCCCUCUUCAGGAAGUCAGUGGCUUCUAUGGAAAGGUCCCUACUUCACCACAUUCUUCGACAACACUCGCCUGUAACUUCCUGAACAGAUGAGCUAGAUAAAAAACAAGGAUCGGAGAUUGUGCAUAAACAUAUUUGACCUAUAAGCCUAAAUGUUGAAAAGCAAGCAAAUAGUGCAUAAUAAGCACAUGCAAAAGCGAUGCGCUUUAAAGUCAAAUAGUUCACAAUUGCAAUUAAUUCUAGUUGCAAUGCCAGUAACUAUAAGACACAAGCACAAAGACAGAAAUAAUGGGAUGCAAUGGGUAAGAUAGCCCUUAGACAUAUAGGGAUACCAACUACGAACAUGGUAAGGGCACUAAAACAGAACAUUUAUACAGUUUUACCAAGUCCGUGACCUGCUCUACACCACAUUCUUUAUUUUAAUCACAAAGAAUCCUAUGGAGACUUUAGGCCAGCUACUGUAGAAAUAUGCAUGUUCCCACUCCUUUAUUGCUCUGUUUUCUCAGUGCUUUGGGAGAAGUUGAGUUUAUUUGCCCACUUGAUUAAAUAGCCUACUAACCAAAUGGUUGGUAUUCUCAUAAUGUACUACGGGAAUAAAAAUCUAUAAACUGACUGGUGUGUAUGAAUAUGUAUAACUUGGUUUGGAAUAAGAUGGUAUUUAUGUCGGAUUAUCUGUAAUAAGAUCUGUUAUAGACAAAAUCAUUUGUAAUAAUCAGAUAUGUUUCUUUUUAUUUCUGAUGCUCCGCUUCUAUCCCGUUGGGCUAACGUUAUCUUACAGGGUCCAAUGAUGAAGCAGUUCAUGGAUGUUUUCUCCAUCCCAGAGAUGACUCUCCUGGCAGCUGCCAAUGACUACUUCAACUCCAAUGACAUUGAAUAUGACCCUGGUCAUCUCUACAAAGACGUUUCGGUGAGUGCAUUCAGCAACAAAACAUACCCACAUUCUGACGCACUUGAAUCCAAAGAUAAUACUUUAUUUUAAUUCAGACAUUCAAAGUGGGACCAAUUUUAAAAAUAUGGGCAAAUAGCUGGUUCUGAAAAUAGAAGGCUUUAAACUAAAAAGGCUAACUUAGUGCAUUGCUGCACCCUGACUCCUGAGUAGUUGCACCAAAGUCAAUGUCAGUGAAUUGUCCGUUUGUCUACCAGUGUGCAUGGCAGUUGGGAAUGUGGGUAAACUUUGUUUUUCAUGCUGUGUCGGUCAGUCCAGUGUGCCAAAAGCUCAUUAAUUCAUCCUCUCCCUCCCCUUCAAAUGGAGCCACUUACUAAUGCUUAGUGUGUCUAAAUGGAAAAGGUUGGGCAGAGCUAAAGAAAGACAAAUAUAUGUCGGUGUGCCUGCCAAGUUACCAAUGUGUUGGGCUCUGUUCAAAUGCUUUCAAGACAUAGUGAAAAGUUCCCCAUUUGUUCUUCUCAUUCAGUUUAAAUGGCAGCUGAACUCAAAAACCAACUUAUCUGGUUGAAAAUUGCAUAUGUUGCAUUGAUAUUAGUCAUAAACAUUGACUCUAGUGUAAAAAAGUACAAAAAAAGUGUAAAUAGCAUUAAUUUGGUCAUAGUCAGUAUUUUCCAAAACAGAGAUUUAGGGAAGCUGUUACAUUCCUAGAUUCAUUGGAUAUUUUGAGGGUUGUAUUUUGAUGUCGAUCAUGUCGACUAACACGGGAUGGUAAAACCUAGGGAGAAUUGUCAUGCAUGGAGAAAAAGCUGCUCUGAUUGCGCUCUAUUCAACUGUGUGGCAGAACCAACAGGCAGUAAGACAGACCUGCCCACAUUACUCAGUGCCUCAGACUUGUUUACAUAUCGUCGCUGUCUGAUAACAUUUUAGCCUUUAUUUUUACAUUUAUUCAAAGCAUUUACUCCUCAAUGUAUGCUGAACAUUUCAUGACUCUAGGAAGAAGAACAUUUAUUCAAAAUAGCUUCUGAAGUUUCAUGUAUUUUCGUUAAUGGGAAAAUAUGGUAAUUUUUCAAAUUUCCUGAAAAGUUUCUGUUUUGGAGGUGACGUUUUCAUCAGACAGCGACGAUAAGACAAUACUUGGCCCAUAAGCCCUUUAUCGAGUGGCCUCUUGCUGAUGUGUUUGAUAGUGAUCACUCGAGUCUUCCACAGUUUUGGGCAAAAUGAGAAUUGAGACGAUGCGCACUUGCAUCCCAACUGUCACUUGUCAACAUUCCAAAAAUCAAAAGCCAUUUGUGCUCAUCAUGGGGCCAUACUUGCGAACAUUAUAAAAAGUUUAAGUUGAACUCUCAAAAUUCGCAUCAGCCAAUUAAAAUCAUAGACACAAUUGCACUUACCUAUGAAAGCGUCCUUAACAGAAGUCUAAUGGUACGUUCUGAUAAUCAAAGCAACUAGAUCAUGUGUGUUUGACUGACUGGUCAAAUAGCUUUCUGUGUAGAGUGCUUAGCUCCACGUAAUGGUCGCAGAUUGUGGCAAGGGUUCGAAUUUUACAUGAGUUGUUUUCCCCUUUGAAAUGUAGAAUUAAAUGUAUUGUGUUAGUGUGUUGAGAAAUGCAGCCAAAACCUUGUGAAUGAUGAUUAUGAAUAUAUUUAAGGCAGCAGCUACUCUUCCUGGGGUCUGGCAAAAUUAAGGCAGUUAUACAAUUUUAAAAACAUUACAAUACAUUCAUAACAGAUUUCAAAACACACUGUGUGCCCUCAGGCCCCUACUCUACUACCACAUAUCUACAACACAAAAUCCAUGUGUAUGCAUGUGUCUGUGCCUAUGUUUGUGUUGCUUCACAGUCCCCGCUGCUCCAUAAGGUGUAUUUGUAUGUUUUGCAUCAGUUACCUGAUGUGGAAUAGAGUUCCAUGUAGUCAUGGUUCUAUGUAGUACUGUGCGCCUCCCAUAGUCUGUUCUGGACUCGGGGAAAGUGAAGAGACCUCUGGCAUGUCUUGUGGGGUAUGCAUGGGUGUCUGAGCUGUGUGCUAGUUGUUUAAACAGACAGCUCGGUGCUUUCAACAUGUCAAUACCUCUCACAAAUACAAGUAGUGAUGAAGUCAAUCUCUCCUCAACUUGAGCCAGGAGAGAUUGACAUGCAUAUUAUUAAUGUUUGCUCUCUGUGUACAUCCAAGGGCCAGCCGUGCUGCCCUGUUCUGAGCCAAUUGCAAUUUUCCUAAGUCCCUCUUUGUGGCACCUGACCACACGACUUAACAGUAGUCCAGGUGCAACAAAACUAGAGCCUGCAGGACCUGCCUUGUUGAUAGUGCUGUUAAGAAGGUAGAGUAGCACUUUAUUAUGGACAGACUUCUCCCCAUCUUAGCUACUGUUGUAUCAAUAUGUUUUGACCAUGACAGUUUACAAUCCAGGGUUACUCCAAGCAGUUUUGUCACCUCAACUUGCUCAAUUUCCACAUUAUUUAUUACAAGAUUUAGUUGAGGUUUAGUGAAUGAUUUGUCCCAAAUACAAUGCUUUUAGUUUUUGAAAUAUUUAGGAAUAACUUAUUUACCCAAAGCCAGUGGCAUGUUGUUAGUAAAGAUUUAAAAAAGUAAGGGGCCUAGACAGCUGCCCUGGGGAAUUCCUGAUUCUGCCUGGAUUAUGUUGGAGAGGCUUCCAUUAAAGAACACCCUCUGUGUUCUGUUAGACAGGUAACUCUUUAUCCACAAUAUAGCAGGGGAUGUAAAGCCAUAACAAAUUUUUCCAGCAGCAGACUAUGAUCGAUAAUGUAAAAAGCCGCACUGAAGUCUACCAAAACAGCCCCCACAAUAUUUGUAUCAUCAAUUUCUGCAUCAGCCUAUCAAAGAUCUUAGACUUUAUAUCCACCAACCAAUGGCAUUUCUUAAAAUAGGUCAACUUGGCCACCAAAUUGCAUAGACGUGUAGGCUACACUUUACAUGUACAAUGUUUUAUAUGCAUUUUUAUAAUCAUCCACUUUGUCACAUCAGUUAUUUGAAUCGAGCAUCGAGGACCAGCAGUGAACAGUAUUUUCCUUAACAAAAAUGCUUGACGCGAGGGGGGCUCGAACCCACGGUUAAUGUGCGCUGUGGUUUUAGUCAACCACUUUGACUCUAAAACCACAGUGAAACAGACUAGCAGAAAUGUGGGAUUUUGUCAUAUAUACGAAAAUGUGCCUUUUGAAUUUUGUCUAAUCAACGAUGCAUCAUGCAAUAUUGGCACUCUACACUUGAGAAGGACCAAGCGGAGCAAAAGUAAACCUUGAAUUUUGAGGUUUAAAAUAGCCCUCCGGUGGCCAAGUUGACCUAUUUUAAGAAAUGCCAUUGGUUGAUGGAUAUAAAGUUUAAGAUCUUUGAUAGGCUGAUGCAGAAUUUGUUACAAGAAAAUAAUCACUGCCACCUGCUCAGGUUAGCAUAGGGCUAAAUGUGCCAGGUUAUGUACAGUGGCUUGCGAAAGUAUUCACCCCCCUUGGCAUUUUUCCUAUUUUGUUGCCUUGCAACCUGUAAUUAAAAUGGAUUUUUUUGGGGGUUUGUAUCAUUUGAUUUACACAACAUGCCUACCCCUUUGAAGAUGCAAAAUAUUUUUUUUUGUGUAACAAACAAGAAAUAAGACAAAAAAGCAGAACUUGAGCGUGCAUAACUAUUCAACCCCCCAUAGUCAAUACUUUGUAGAGCCACCUUUUGCAGCAAUUACAGCUGCAAGUCUCUUAGGGUAUGUCUCUAUAAGCUUGGCACAUCUAGCCACUGGGAUUUUUGCCCAUUCUUCAAGGCAAAACUGCUCCAGCUCCUUCAAGUUGGAUGGGUUCCGCUGGUGUACAGCAAUCUUUAAGUCAUACCACAGAUUCUCAAUUGGAUUGAGGUCUGGGCUUUGACUAGGCCAUCCCAAGACAUUUAAAUGUUUCGCCUUAAAUCACUCGAGUGUUGCUUUAGCAGUAUGCUUAGGGUCAUUGUCCUGCUGGAAGGUGAACCUCCGUCCCAGUCUCAAAUCUCUGGAAGACUGAAACAGGUUUCCCUCAAGAAUUUCCCUGUAUUUAGCGCCAUCCAUCAUUCCUUCAAUUCUGGCCAGUUUCCCAGUCCCUGCCGAUGGAAAUACAUCCCCACAGCAUGAUGCUGCCACCACUAUGCUUCACUGUGGGGACGGUGUUCUCGGGGUGAUGACAGGUGUUAGAUUUGCGCCAGACAUAGAGUUUUCCUUGAUGGCCAAAAAGCUCAAUUUCAGUCUCAUCUGACCAGAGUACCUUCUUCCAUAUGUUUGGGGAGUCUCCCACAUGGCUUUUGGCGAACACCAAACGUGUUUGCUUAUUUUUUUCUUUAAGCAAUGGCUUUUUUCUGGCCACUCUUCCAUAAAGCCCAGCUCUGUGGAGUGUACGGCUUAAAGUGUUCCUAUGGACAGAUACUCCAAUCUCCGCUGUGGAGCUUUGCAGCUCCUUCAGGGUUAUCUUUGGUCUCUUUGUUGCCUCUCUGAUUAAUGCCCUCCUUGCCUGGUCUGUGAGUUUUGGUGGGUGGCCCUCUCUGGACAGGUUUGUUGUGGUGCCAUAUUCUUUCCAUUUUUAAAAAUGGAUUUAAUGGUGCUCCGUGGGAUGUUCAAAGUUUCAGAUAUUUUUUUAGAACCCAAACCUGAUCUGUACUUCUCCGCAACUUUGUCCCUGACCUUUUUGGAGAGCUCUUUGGUCUUCAUGGUGCCGCUUGCUUGGUGGUGCCCCUUGCUUAGUGGUGUUGUAGACUCUGGGGCCUUUCAGAAGUGUGUGUGUGUGUGUGUGUGUGUGUGUGUGUGUGUGUGUGUGUGUGUGUGUGUGGUAUGGGGAAAAAGUAUUUUAUCCCCUGAUGAUUUUGUACGUUUGCCCACUGACAAAGAAAUGAUCAGUCUAUAAUUUUAAUGGUAGGUUUAUUUGAACAGUGAGAGACAGAAUAACAACAAAAAAAUCCAGAAAAACGCAUGUCAAAAAUGUUAUAAAUUGAUUUGCAUUUUAAUGAGGGAAAUAAGUAUUUGACCCCCUCUCAAUCAGAAAGAUUUCUGGCUCCCAGGUGUCUUUUAUACAGGUAACGAGCUGAGAUUAGGAGCAUACUCUUAAAGGGAGUGCUCCUAAUCUCAGUUUGUUACCUGUAUAAAAGACCCUGUCCACAGAAGCAAUCAAUCAAUCAGAUUCCAAACUCUCCACCAUGGCCAAGACCAAAUAGCUCUCCAAGGAUGUCAGGGACAAGAUUGUAGACCUACACAAGGCUGGAAUGGGCUACAAGACCAUCGCCAAGCAGCUUGGUGAGAAGGUGACAACAGUUGGUGCGAUUAUUCGCAAGUGGAAGAAACACAAAAUAAUUGCCAAUCUCCCUCGGCCUGGGGCUCCAUGCAAGAUCUCAUCUCGUGGAGUUGCAAUAAUCAUGAGAACGGUGAGGAAUCAGCCCAGAACUACACGGGAGGAUCUUGUCAAUGAUCUCAAGGCAGCUGGGACCAUAGUCACCAAGAAAACUAUUGGUAACACACUACGCCAUGAAGGACUGAAAUCCUGCAGCGCCCGCAAGGUCCCCUUGCUCAAGAAAGCACAUAUACAGGCCCAUCUGAAGUUUGCCAAUGAACAUCUGAAUGAUUCAGAGGAGAACUGGGUGAAAGUGUUGUGGUCAGAUGAGACCAAAAUCGAGCUCUUUGGCAUCAACUCAACUCGCCGUGUUUGGAGGAGGAGGAAUGCUGCCUAUGACCCCAAGAACACCAUCCCCACCGUCAAACAUGGAGGUGGAAACAUUAUGCUUUGGGGUUGUUUUUCUGCUAAGGGGACAGGACAACUUCACCACAUCAAAGGGACAAUGGACGGGGACAUGUACCGUCAAAUCUUGGGUGAGAACCUCCUUCCCUCAGCCAGGGCAUUGAAAAUGGGUCGUGGAUGGGUAUUCCAGCAUGACAAUGACCCAAAACACAUGGCCAAGGCAACAAAGGAGUGGCUCAUGAAGAAGCACAUUAAGGUCCUGGAGUGGCCUAGCCAGUCUCCAGACCUUAAUCCCAUAGAAAAUCUGUGGAGGGAGCUGAAGGUUCGAGUUGCCAAACAUCAGCCUCGAAACCUUAAUGACUUGGAGAAGAUCUGCAAAGAGGAGUGGGACAAAAUCCCUCCUGAGAUGUGUGCAUACCUGGUGGCCAACUACAAGAAACGUCUGACCUCUGUGAUUGCCAACAAGGGUUUUGCUACCAAGUACUAAGUCAUGUUUUGCAGAGGGGUCAAAUACUUAUUUCCCUAAUUAAAAUGCAAAUCAAUUUAUAACAUUUUUGACAUGCGUUUUUCUGGAUUUUUUUGUUGUUAUUCUGUCUCUCACUGUUCAAAUAAACCUACCAUUAAAAUUAUAGACUGAUCAUGUCUUUGUCAGUGGGCAAACGUACAAAAUCAGCAGGGGAUCAAAUACUUUUUUCCCUCAUUAGUAACACACUAGUUAGUAACACACUAGUUAGUAACACACUACGCUGUCAUGGAUUGAAAUCCUGCAGCGCACGCAAGGUCCCCCUGCUCAAGCCAGCGCAAGUCCAGGCCCGUCUGAAGUUUGCCAAUGACCAUCUGGAUGAUCCAGAGGAGGAAUGGGAGAAGGUCAUGUGGUCUGAUGAGCCAAAAAUAGAGCUUUUUGGUCUAAACUCCACUCGCCGUGUUUGGAGGAAGAAGAAGGAUGAGUACAACCCCAAGAACACCAUCCCAACCGUGAAGCAUGGAGGUGGAAACAUCAUUCUUUGGGGAUGCUUUUCUGCAAAGGGGACAGGACGACUGCACCGUAUUGAGGGGAGGAUGGAUGGGGCCAUGUAUCGCGAGAUCUUGGCCAACAACCUCCUUCCCUCAAUAAGAGCAUUGAAGAUGGGUCGUGGCUGGGUCUUCCAGCAUGACAACGACCCGAAACACACAGCCAGGGCAACUAAGGAGUGGCUCCGUAAAAAGCAUCUCAAGGUCCUGGAGUGGCCUAGCCAGUCUCCAGACCUGAACCCAAUAGAAAAUAUUUGGAGGGAGCUGAAAGUCUGUAUUGCCCAGCGACAGCCCCGAAACCUGAAGGAUCUGGAGAAGGUCUGUAUGGAGGAGUGGGCCAAAAUCCCUGCUGCAGUGUGUGCAAACCUGGUCAAGACCUACAGGAAACGUAUGAUCUCUGUAAUUGCAAACAAAGGUUUCUGUACCAAAUAUUAAGUUCUGCUUUUCUGAUGUAUCAAAUACCUAUGUCAUGCAAUAAAAUGCAAAUUAAUUACUUAAAAAUCAUACCAUGUGAUUUUCUGGAUUUUUCUUUUAGAUUCUGUCUCUCACAGUUGAAGUGUACCUAUGAUAAAAAUUACAGACCUCUACAUGCUUUGUAAGUAGGAAAACCUGCAAAAUCGGCAGUGUAUCAAAUACUUGUUCUCCCCACUGUGUAUAUAUAUAUAUAUAUAUAUGCUAAGAUCAUGUGACACUUAGAUUGCACACAGGUGGACUUUAUUUAACUAAUUAUGUGACUUCUGAAGGUAAUUGGUUGCACCAGAUCUUAUUUAGGGGCUUCAUAGCAAAGGGGGUGAAUACAUAUACAUAUUUUUUAGAAUUUUUUUGAAACAAGUUAUUUUUUUCAUUUCACUUCACUAAUUUGGACUAUUUAGUGUAUGUCCAUUACAUGAAAUCCAAAUAAAAAUCAAUUUAAAUUACAGGUUGUAAUGCAACAAAAUAGGGAAAAAGCCAAGGGGGAUGAAUACUUUUGCAAGGGACUGUAAUGGGAACAGCAUUUAAUCACGUGCAACGACGUCAACGAUUUUAAUUGACUGAUGCACUUUUCUAAUGUUCGCAAGUAUGGCCCCCAUGUGUCCCACUGCGACCUGUUUUGUAACAUGAUUUGCUAUGAAACACUGCCAGACAGACUCUCACUCCGGUAAUAGAUCGUGAGAAAGUUCAAAACAAAACAGCACCGAAGCUCUUUGCCACUCACCAGUGACUUGAUAAGCUGAUUUAGCUAACGUGGCCUGCUGCUCAUUGUGCCUGCUAGCUACUAGCUAGCUUCAUUGACAAACACAGAUGGAACUUAGCUAGCUAGUGGUUUUGGGCACUGAUAAACAGCAUGUAGCUUGUGCUUUAUUUACGAUAGUUUUACAGCUUGCCGAUGAAGUUGUAGACAUGAAAUCUCAGAAAUCAGUCCUGAGCACAGCAGCAGUUGACUCGAUACUGUCUACUUCCCAGUUAUGGGGAUGCUAGAUCUUUAUAGCACACUCCGGAAACAUUCAAUGGAUCUCUACCAAGAGAGGAGAACCAUGUUGGAAAAAAAUGUGGCUGGUUAAAUGUCCUUUUUAGAUGGGAGUAGUAAGCCCUCAAAAGUGUUCAGAAGUCAAGUCAGAAAUGUCUUUAGACCUUGAGCAAGACAACUGUAGACAAACAUUCUCAGUGAAUGUUGAGUUUAUCCACACUCUUUUAUUUUCCUCAGGAUGCCAUUGGAAUGGUGCAUAUCAAAGGCUACAUGUACAAGUGGAUAAUGCAAGACUUGGGUGAGAUAUACAAUUGUGGGUUCUUUUCAUCUUCGCUUCUAGAUAUUCAAUCCCAAAUAUGUUUGUAUGGGAUGCUCCCCAUCUCACCCACGCCCAGUUUGCAGGUUUUUAAAAACUGAACAUUGUGAAUAUCCCCUAUAUAAAAAGCAGUGUUGUCUUGAUUCACUGUUCAUAUUCUCUAUUUGAAAACCUAAACGGUAGAGCAAUUUAACUGCCCUGCAGAUAAUAGUUUUGGGGUUAUGAUAAGAUAAUAAAGCAGUACACAUUUUCAUCAAGUAUUUUAAAUCACUUUCUUCCAAAACCAUGGCCAAGGGGAAGUCAAGAUAAUUGAUAAAAUGUUGCUAACAUACUUUAAAGUGCAAAAAUAUUAACAUACUUUUAAGUGUAUAUAAAAAUGACAGUACACUUGACAAUUUAUAAUCUUAAUUAAGUUUUGUUUAAAGAUGUGUUUACAGAGUUAAGGUUUAUCAGGAAAAUUUCAGGACAUUAUAAUAUGUCUCUUUAUACUCUGCUGUCUCACAAUUACUUUAAAUGCCUUAAAUGAUACAUGCCUGUUUCCCAAUGGACAAAGCUGCCAGUUUCCUCCAAGGGACAACAUGUUCUGACGGAAGUGGAAUAUUUACAUACUUGCGAAAUACUCAGGGGAAGGGGAUAUUCCAGUCUGAAUUGACCCUCUGUUCUCAUUUUCCUCCCACAGAGAAAUAUAUUCUCAGAGGACAUGAGACAUACGCAGUUCUGCACCGUCUGGCCAGCCAUGGCAAGAAGCUCUUCCUUAUAACCAACAGCCCAUUUAGCUUUGUGUGAGUGUCACCAUCAACCAAAUCAAACUGACAGUUAAAUAAAUCAGAGAUACACAUACAGGUUACUGAUUUGGUUUCUGGCAUAGGCGGCGGCGUGAGUUUCAAGUUGUUUGGGGAAGCUAAUGUUCACCAUAAAAAUGCACCUUUAUAAUAAAGCAUUUAAUGGAUCAUCGCAUUUGCAGACUUAUGUAAGAUAGCCUACUAUUUGUAAUGUGACGAGUAGAUUGGAUAGUCAUAAUUUAGGCUAAUAAUAUAACUCGAUCUCUGUUUGCAAAAAAUACUGUUCAAUGCAUGGCUGAGCGCGUUGUGGCGUAGAGCAGACCUAGGCUGUAGUCUAUAGCAGAUACAUAUCUUAUCCUUUCUUUGCACGGGAAGAAUUUGGCCUUUUUAUGAACACAUUUCAUGCAAUUCUACUACACUUUAUAUGACUGGAGACAUUAGCAGAAUAUGUUUAAAUACAACAAAUUACAGGGUAGCCUACUCUGCUGACACUGACAAGCAGAUCAAUAAAAACAACGUUGCCUGAUCCAUAUAAUAGGCCUAUGAGAAGGGGAGACACAAAUACAAUAUGAUGUCCAUCUAACCUGGAGGAGGAAAUUGUCCAAAAACAAACUUUCAUGUGGCACUGAUCCAACAAUGGUAAAGAGUGAAUAUGCACACUCACCGGGGAUAUGCUCUCCGCUGGUGCCAAUAAAAUAGGCUAUACUGGUUGCUCAAUUAAGUUGAGAAUUUUGAUAACUAAAAGAUAGAUUUAGAGGAUUUUUGUCUUCUCUUUACAGCAAUAUAGCCAAUAUAGCCAAUCGUUUUCUCACGAUUGUAUUUUGAAAUACUGCGAUGUGCCUGGCUGGGGCUCUCUACCUUUCACUGACAGUUGCAACUUGACAGUCAUCUAUUAAAAAAUUAAAUAAUCAUCUAAUGAUUCUCUGUGGCCAAAUCAUGCUUUCUGGUAUAGUAGCCUAUUUUGAAUGAUUGUAUUUAUUUGUAUACACAGGAGUAGCUUAAUUAGGUUAUAUAAUUUUGGCAAUUUAAUUCAAUUGACUUUAGGGGAAGCUUUGCUUUUAUUUGUAAAAAAAACGGGCCUUAUGGACACGCCGUCUGUGGGCACUUUCAGCUCUUAACAGUAGCUGUACAUUUCGUGGUUGUUGACUAACCAGCUGUUUUCCUAAUUAUUUAGAGACAAAGGGAUGAAAUACAUGGUAGGAAAGGACUGGAGGGACUUCUUUGACCUUGUCAUUGUUCAAGCUGAUAAACCACACUUCUUCAAUAACUGUGGCAAGUAAGUCUGAUAUUCGGCAUAUCUUUAUACUCCCAACCAAGAAGUGUCGAAAUUCUACAUUCUUGUUCUUCACACAAAUGUACAGAAAACAAGAGCACUCUACAUACUGUUCAGGUCAUUGUGUGACCUGAUCAAAUUUGCUAUUUGCAGACCUUUCAGACGUUUGGAUGGCAACGGGGACCUUCAGUGGGACAAGAUCAAGAGCUUGGAUAAGGGCCAGAUCUACAAACAGGUAGGAGCGGAGACAUUACCCAGAAGUAUUACUGUAUACAGUGCAUUCAGAAAGUAUUCAGACCCCUUGACUUUUUCCACAUUUUGUUACGUUACAGCCUUAUUCUAAAAUGAAUUAAAUCGAUUUUUUUCCACAUCAGUAUACACACAAUACCCCAUAAUAACACAUUUAUAAAGAAUCCCCCCCCCCAGAAAUAUGACAUUUACAUAAGUAUUCAGACCCUUUACUCAGUACUUUGUUGAAGCACCUUUGGCAGAGAUUACAGCAUAGAGUCUUAUUGGGAAUGACGCUACAAGCUUGGCACACCUGUAUUUGGAGAGUUUCUCCCAUUCUUCUCUGCAGAUCCUCUCAAGCUCGGUCAGGUUGGAUGGGGAGCGUCGCUGCACAGCUAUUUCCAGGUCCCUCCUGAGAUGUUAGAUCGGGUUCAAGUCCGGGCUCUGGCUGGGCCACUCAGGGACAUUCAGAGAUUUGUCCCGAAGCCACUCCUGCGUUGUCUUGGCUGUGUGCUUAGGGUCGUUGUCCUGUUGGAAGGUGAACCUUCGCCCAAGUCUGAGGUCCUAAGUGCUCUGGAACAGGUUUUCAUCAAGGAUCUCUCUGUACUUUGCUCCGUUCAUCUUUCCCUCGAUCCUGACUAGUCUCCCUGCCGCUGAAAAACAUCCCCACAGCAUGACGCUGCCACCAUGCUUCACCGUAGGGAUGGUGCCAGGUUUCCUCCAGACGUGACGCUUGGCAUUCAGGCCAAAGAGUUCAAUCUUGGUUUCAUCAGACCAGAGAAUCUUGUUUCUCAUGGUCUGAGUGUCUUUAGGUGCCUUUUGGCAAACUCCAAGUGGGCUGUCAUGUGCUUUUUACUGAGGAGUGGCUUCCAUCUGGCCAUAAAGGCCUUAUUGGUGGAGUGCUGCAGAGAUGGUUGUCCUUCUGGAAGGUUCUCCCAUCUCCACAGAGGAACUCUGGAGCUCUGUCGGAGUGACCAUCGGGUUCUUGGUCACCUCCCUGACUAAGGCCCUUCUCCCCCGAUUGCUCAGUUUGGCCGGGCGGCCAGCUCUAGGAAGAGUCUUGGUGGUUCCAAACUUCUUCCAUUUAAGAAUGAUGGAGGCCACUGUAGAAAGUUUUUGGUACCCUUCCCCAGAUCUGUGCCUCGACACAAUCCUGUUUCGGCGCUUUACCGACAAUUCCUUCGAUCUCAUGGCUUGGUUUUUGCUCUGACGUGCACUGUCAAAUGUGGGACCUUAUAUAGACAGGUGUGUGCCUUUCCAAAUCAUGUCCAAUCAAUUAAAUUUACCACAGGUGGACUCCAAUCAAGUUGUAGAAACAUGUCAAGGAUGAUCAAUGGAAACAGGAUGCACCUGAGCUCAAUUUCGAGUCUCAUAGCAAAGAGUCUGAAAUCUUAUGUAAAUAAGGUAUUUCUGUGUUUUAUUUUAUAUACAUUUGCAAACAUUUCUAAAAACCAGUUUUCGUUUUGCCAUUAUGGGGUAUUGUGUGUGUGUAGAUUGAUGAGGGGGAAAAAAACUAUUUAAUCAAUUUUAGAAUAAGGCUGUAACAUAACAAAAUGUGGAAAAAGUAAUGGAGUCUGAAUAUUUUCCGAAUGCACUGUGUAUAUAUAACUAAAAUGAUACGUUAGCGUGUGGGCCAAAGUUCUUUGCCAGUUUGUAAAUGAUGAACCUGUCUAUUAAAUUGCAAAGUGACUAACUCAGUUGCAGGACUUACCAGCAUUGACUGCUUGCGUUCCAGAUUGCGGUAAUUUGUGAGAUUCACAAUGUCAGUCGCAUUUGUUCCUUUUACUGUGGGAAGUGAAUGACACAUGAUUGGACUAUCAUUACAUUUUUACAUUUUAGUCAUUUAGCUGAUGCUCUUAUCCAUCGCAACUUACAGUAGUGAGUGCAUACAUUUACAUACUUUUGCGUACUGGUCCCCCAUGGGAAUCGAACCCACAACCUUGGUGUUGUAAGCCUAUUGAACUAAAGUUCCACACGUCACAAGUUACUAUUUAGUCAACCUGAAUCAAAUGUCCCUAGUCUGAGUUAGGCUGGUCUUACAAUGAUGGCCUUUGAAUCCUACGCAAAGAUGUUAGUCUUGUCCUUGAAGUUAGUUCCCUGUUGUAGCUGAAAAUAGAUCAGGUUUGGUGAAAAGUGGUUUAUAUUUUGAUGCUGUGACAAGUAUUGCCUUUAGGGUUGCAAAUGGAGGGUAUAUUACUGGAAAAUUACGAAGUUUACCUGUAAACUACCAGAAUUUUGGUGAUUUAAGAUGUUAUUUUAUCAGAUUAUAUCUAGUGUGGCCUUUGUGGGUACUUCCUAUUAUCUCUGGCCCUCUGUGUGGCCUUGUCACAUGUAAAUAUAAAAUAAUCAAAUAAGAUGAUUCUAAACUAAAAAUUUGAAUGACAAAGCUGUAAAACAUUAUCCUAAAUAUAAACCAUCAACUUAGUGAAUACCACUGGUGUUUUAAUAUGAGGGUUUCAGCAUGAAAUAUCCUUUUAUAUUUUUUUUUACACACAUUUAUUUUACUAUGUCUUUGUUGUAAAUGUUUUUGCACCAAACUGGUGGCAGUUGGGGAAAAAAAGUCAAUAGUUGAAAGAGUUGCAGAGUUCAUUGAAAAUAAUGCCAUUGCUGAUUAGAUGUUUUUUUCCCCCAUGAAUUAAGCUUUUUUUCUGUUGAACCAUAUAGUCUAUUCGCUAGAAACGCAUGGACAAUAUGGACACAAAUAUAAAAAAUGUAUACUAUAUAUUAAUACAUUUUUAUUCAAGUAUAAAUUAUUAAAGUUACCAUAGAUUGACAUAGAUUACCUGUUAAUUCUGUUAACUUUGGUAAAUUACUGGUAGCUUUGCAACCCUAAUUGCCACAGUAGGACAUGCUAACCAUGCAGUACUUUUCCUCUCACCCUAAGAGCACUGCCAACAUCAUUGGCAGAUGGACCCAUAGUCAAGGCCAAUAGUUGUCUGCUGCUAAGGCCUCAGCAGAAUUUGGUGGAAGACCACGUCCUUGACCACAUAUGUAUAUGAAUUGUAAUUAGUCAUGUUAUAGUUCUGCCAAUCCACAGUCCUUUUUUUGCCUUAUUUCCUCAGUUUUUACUUCAAGCAUUAAAACUUAAAGGCCCAGUGCAGUCGAAAAUGUGUGUUUCAUAUACACUGAGUGUACAAAACAUAAAGGACACCUUCCUAAUAUUGAGUUCCACCCCCAUCCACCCUUUUGCCCUCAGAACAGCCUCAAUUCGUUGGGGCAUGGACUCUACAAGGUGUCGAAAGCGUUCCACAGGGAUGCUGGCACAUGUUGACUCUAAUGCUUCCCACAGUUGUGUCAAGUUGGCUGGAUGUCCUUUGGGUGGUGGACCAUUCUUGAUACACACAGGUAACUGUUAAGCAUGAAUAACACAGCACAAACCAGUGCGCCUGGCACCAUCUACCAUACCCCGUUCAAAGGCACUUAAAUAUUUUGUCUUACCCAUUCACCCUCUGAAUGGCACACAUACACAAUCCAUGUCUCUAUGGUCUCAAGGCUAAAAAAUCCUUCUUUAACCUGUCUCCUCCCCUUCAUCUACACUGAUAAAGUUGAUUUAACAAGUGACAUCAAUAAGGGAUCAUAGCUUUCAGCUGGAUUCACCUGGUCAGUCUGUCAUCGAUAGAGCAGGUGUCCUUUAAUGUUUUGCACACUCAGUGUACAGUGGGGAAAAAAAGUAUUUAGUCAGCCACCAAUUGUGCAAGUUCUCCCACUUAAAAAGAUGAGAGAGGCCUGUAAUUUUCAUCAUAGGUACACGUCAACUAUGACAGACAAAAUGAGAAUUUAUUUUCCAGAAAAUCACAUUGUAGGAUUUCUUAUGAAUUUAUUUACAAAUUAUGGUGGAAAAUAAGUAUUUGGUCAAUAACAAAAGUUUCUCAAUACUUUGUUAUAUACCCUUUGUUGGCAAUGACACAGGUCAAACGUUUUCUGUAAGUCUUCACAAGGUUUUCACACACUGUUGCUGGUAUUUUGGCCCAUUCCUCCAUGCAGAUCUCCUCUAGAGCAGUGAUGUUUUGGGGCUGUCGCUGGGCAACACGGACUUUCAACUCCCUCCAAAGAUUUUCUAUGGGGUUGAGAUCUGGAGACUGGCUAGGCCACUCCAGGACCUUGAAAUGCUUCUUACGAAGCCACUCCUUCGUUGCCCGGGCGGUGUGUUUGGGAUCAUUGUCAUGCUGAAAGACCCAGUCACGUUUCAUCUUCAAUGCCCUUGCUGAUGGAAGGAGGUUUUCACUCAAAAUUUCACGAUACAUGGCCCCAUUCAUUCUUUCCUUUACACGGAUCAGUCGUCCUGGUCCCUUUGCAGAAAAACAGCCCCAAAGCAUGAUGUUUCCACCCCCAUGCUUCACAGUAGGUAUGGUGUUAUUUGGAUGCAACUCAGCAUUCUUUGUCCUCCAAACACGACAAGUUGAGUUUUUACCAAAAAGUUCUAUUUUGGUUUCAUCUGACCAUAUGACAUUCUCCCAAUCCUCUUCUGGAUCAUCCAAAUGCACUCUAGCAAACUUCAGACGGGCCUGGACAUGUACUGGCUUAAGCAGGGGGACACGUCUGGCACUGCAGGAUUUGAGUCCCUGGCGGCGUAGUGUGUUACUGAUGGUAGGCUUUGUUACUUUGGUCCCAGCUCUCUGCAGGUCAUUCACUAGGUCCCCCCGUGUGGUUCUGGGAUUUUUGCUCACCGCUCUUGUGAUCAUUUUGACCCCACGGGGUGAGAUCUUGCGUGGAGCCCCAGAUCGAGGGAGAUUAUCAGUGGUCUUGUAUGUCUUCCAUUUCCUAAUAAUUGCUCCCACAGUUGAUUUCUUCAAACCAAGCUGCUUACCUAUUGCAGAUUCAGUCUUCCCAGCCUGGUGGAGGUCUACAAUUUUGUUUCUGGUGUCCUUUGACAGCUCUUUGGUCUUGGCCAUAGUGGAGUUUGGAGUGUGACUGUUUGAGGUUGUGGACAGGUGUCUUUUAUACUGAUAACAAGUUCAAACAGGUGCCAUUAAUACAGGUAAUGAGUGGAGGACAGAGGAGCCUCUUAAAGAAGAAGUUACAGGUCUGUGAGAGCCAGAAAUCUUGCUUGUUUGUAGGGGACCAAAUACUUAUUUUCCACCAUAAUUUGCAAAUAAAUUCAUUAAAAAUCCUACAAUGUGAUUUUCUGGAGAGAAAAAAAUCUCAAUUUGUCUGUCAUAGUUGACGUGUACCUAUGAUGAAAAUUACAGGCCUCUCUCAUCUUUUUAAGUGGGAGAACUUGCACAAUUGGUGGCUGACUAAAUACUUUUUUUCCCCACUGUAUAUGUCUACACUAUGAGGUUGGAAUAAUACAAUGAAAUUGUGAAAAUGAUGAUAAUGCCCUUUAGUGUAAGAGCUGUUUGAAAAGACCGCCUGAAAUUUCAGCCUGUUUUUGGUGGGAUGGAGUUUUGGCUUGCCGGGUGGGCGAUAAAUUAGUUUAUAGACCAAUAAGAAAGAGUUCCAAGCCUCUCUGCCAAUACGUGUUUUUUCUUCCAUUUUCCCAACCCCACUCUGACCACUCCCAGACAUUCCUAUCUAAAUUCUUGCUUGAGAAAUUGCUCUUUGCUAAAAAGCUAGUUUUGUUUCUUUUUGACCAUUUUAAUUUAAAACAAUCACAGUAAGCUACUUAAUUGUUACCAAGAAAUGAUUUGAUAUGGAGAUCAAAACGGCUGCAUUGGACCUUUAAUCAUCUUUCCUGUCUCCUUGUUGUAGGGCAACCUGUUUGACUUUCUCAGGCUCACAGGAUGGAGGGGAUCCAAGGUGCUCUACUUUGGAGAUCAUCUGUACAGUGACUUGGCAGUGAGUCAUACUAUAUUUAGUUAGUCUGAACUUUUGGUUACUGAUACAGGCAGUGUGAAUGUGAUUUCAGAACACAGGAAAUGCACACAUUCAUUUGUUUUAAGGACUGUGCCUCGCAAUGUUGUGCUUACAAUGUAAUAACUUGUGGAAUGCUGUGGCUAGUCGUUGAACUGGGCUGACUACUCAUGCUCUCCUGCAGGACCUGAUGCUGCGUCACGGCUGGCGGACGGGGGCCAUAGUACCAGAGCUGGAGGUGGAGACCAGGGUGGUGAACACGGAGCAGUAUGCACAGAGCCUCACCUGGCUGCAGGCACUCACCGGUCUGCUGGAACGCAUGCAGGUACACUAUAGGGUGUUUUACAACAUAGAACUCAGCAAACUGUGAGGUCAAAGCAAUAGGUUAAGCUACAUAUGUUGCAUUUACCACGAGGGAGCUGGGAUUGUGUAGAGACUUUGGAUGGACACUGAAUGAGAGAGAUUUAUUUGAAGAAUAUUGCCUUUAUGGGAUGUAUUCCCAAUCAAUUGUACCCACACAAAAAACAUGACUACAACAAGCUAAUAUUAUGAUUUUGCUAACCAUCAGCCAUGCAAUUAAGAAAGGAGACACUUGACACCAUGUACUUCUUGAAUGUUGAGAUGAAAGUAUUCAAGUAAAACAUUUUGUAUUGAACCUGUGCAGAUGCAUCGAGAUUCAGAGUCAAAGGAAGUUCUACAGGAUUGGUUGAAGGAGAGAGAAGAGCUUCGGUGAGUGUAGUUAUAGUAGAUCAAUUAUACUUAAUUUAUCAAGACCGUCGGACAGCUAGUCAGACCUUAAGGAUUCAGUGUCAUUUUGACUUGACAAGCUUCGUACAGACCUAUGAACUUCCUUCUACCCUCUUUCAUUUUCCCCCUCACAGAGCUGUGACCAAGAACCUGUUCAACCCUCACUUUGGCAGCAUUUUCCGCACCUGCCACAACCCCACCUUCUUCUCCCGUCGCCUGUGUCGCUUCUCUGACCUCUACAUGGCGUCCAUCAGCUGUCUGCUCAAAUACGACCUCUCCUACACCUUCUACCCUCGUCGCACCCCCCUGCAGCACGAGGCGCCCCUGUGGAUGGACCAGCUUUGCACUGGUUGCAUGAAGACUCCCUUUCUGGAGGAGAUGGCUCACAUCCGCUGAGAGGGCCGCUCCGAGGUCUCCCAAACCUCAAACUGAAUAUAAAGAGGCAGGAACUGAGGCUAUGCUGAGAGGAAGGAGAGUUGGGGCAUGGUGCACAGAUCAUGAGUGCCACCUGCUGGGUUGUUGGAUGCCAGUAGGGAAAGUGAAAAGGAAGGGAAAGAGGGAUAGCUAGUCAGAUACACAACUGAAUGCAUUCAACUGAAAUGUGUCUUCCGUAUUUAACCCAACCCCUCUGAACCAGCCUACAGGAAAAUAUCUGGCUAUUCAGGUUACUCAAUAUCACUUGGUUGGCAAGGACAUUUGAUGGGUUAAGCCUUUUGUUACUUUUUAGGUUAGUUUAAGUUGAGGUUGCAACUUGUAAUCAAAAACAAUUUUAACAUUAACUGUUGGUACAUGGUUUGGAUAUCUGUUACUUGAUUACUAUUUUUUCUCUCUUCUCAUUUUAACCAUGUACUUAAU